CCAAGGGCCCCUGAAUCUUGGGCUGGAUGGACACUGUGGUGGAAAGGAGCUCGAACUUGAAUGGACAUGGCAGUGUAGAUGCAGAAGAAGUCCAGUCCACCUUUUCAUCGGAUUGGGCGAGGCGCUCGGAGGGGUCCCGCACCCCUCCCCUUGGAGCAGGGGGCGUGGCGUGUGGGUGGGCGUGUCCCGCGCGGGCCCUGUCCUGGCGCUGCGGGCGGCGGGCAGGCAGACGGCCGGAGGGAGCUGCGCGGAGCGGGCGCGCCUGGCUCCUCCGCUCGUCAUGCAUGCUGCCCGGGCUCUGCUCUCCGCCGUGUCCCUCGCCUCCUGCCUCCUCCUCCUCUGGGGCCACUUGCCCUGCGGCCACCCGGCCUCCAUCCCCUCCUCCAGGCCUCCUCCUCCUUUCCGGGAGCCCCCCCAGGCAGGCAUGCGAGAGGCUGCCUCUCCGCGCGUGGAGCCCCCCGAGUACAUGCUGUCCCUCUACCGGACCUCCUCCGCCUCGCCCGGCAGCAACGCCAGCUUCUCCCGGGCGCCCAAAGCCGCCAACACCGUCACCAGCUUCGUGGACCGAGGGAGAGACGAUCUCCCGCCGGGCGCUUUAAGGCGACAGAAGUAUUUGUUUGAUGUCUCGACCCUCUCGGAGAAGGAGGAGCUGCUGGGAGCGGAGCUGCGGCUCUUCCGCCAGGCGCCGGGCCCUCUUUCCCCUUCCUCGGGGGCCGAGGCGGGCCUGGCCCGGCUGCACGUCUCGCCUUGCCUCCCGGGCCGCGCCCCGGCCUCGCGGACCUUGAGGGGCCUGAGGGCGCGCCAGGAGGGCCAGUGGCUCGUCUUCGACCUGUGGCCCGCUCUGCAGCACCACAAGCACCACCGCCUUGGGAGGAAACACCACCACCAGCAGCGCCUGCUCUGCCUGGAGCUGCGCGCCGUCGAGGGUUCGCGCUCGCUUUUGGACCUGGGUGGGCUGGGUUUGGGCCGGGCCGGGCGCGGGCAGGAGGAGAAGGCGCUGCUGGUGGUCUUCUCCAAGUCGAGGCGGAAGAACCUCUUCUCGGAGCUGCGCCCUGAGAAGGAGGCGAGGAAGAAGGGCGCCCGGCGGACGCGGCGCACGGCCUACAGCAGCCGGCACGGGAAGCGGCACGGGAAGAAGGCCCGGCUGCGGUGCAGCAAGAAAGCCCUGCACGUGAACUUCAAGGAGCUGGGCUGGGACGACUGGAUCAUCGCGCCCUUGGAGUACGAGGCCCACCACUGCGAGGGCGCCUGCGACUUCCCGCUGCGCUCCCACCUGGAGCCCACCAACCACGCCAUCAUCCAGACCCUCAUGAACUCCAUGGACCCCGGCGCCACGCCGCCCAGCUGCUGCGUGCCCACCAAGCUCAGCCCCAUCAGCAUCCUCUACACCGACGCCGGGAACAACGUGGUCUACAAGCAGUACGAGGACAUGGUGGUGGAGUCCUGCGGGUGCAGGUAGCGGCCCCGCCUCGCCCUCGCCCUCCCGGGAAAGUGGAGGGGAGAACGGAAGGAAGAGAGCCGCGCCCCGAGGAAGAGGAGGAGGAGGAGGAAGAAGGGAAGGAUGCCAGCAAGGAGGAACUGCCAGGGCUGGCCCUGCGGGAGGAGAGCCGGGGAAGAAGCGCUCCCAGGGGAGGGAGGGAGGAGCGCACAGACAGAGAGGACCUCUCAGCCAAGACAAGCCCUCUUCACGGGGAUCUGCAGGGGGCUGGACGGCAAAGGCUUAGGCCUCAUCCACACCAUGAGAAGCUGUUGGACCACAACUCCCAGCUCCCCCCAGCCUAAAGAGCUGACACCUGAGAACACCUGCUCUGGCCUUUGCACUGUUCAAGGCCUACAACUUCCCUCUUUAGGGAUCUUCUAGCUGUCAUUCUGAUGCAGUGGUGCCCAAUCUAUGGUCCACAAGAACUAUAAAAUGGUUCGCAGCCUCAUCUUUACUGCUACAGAUAAUAAUACAGCCCAACCAAAUUUUUCUUCUUCUUCUUUAUGUCUUUGUUUUUAGGCUUGUUCCUGGGGUUAUUUGGGUGCUUUUUUUAAAUUUUUAAAUUUUCAUUGGAUAGACCACAUCAGCUCUGGAUUAUUAAAUAUGGUUUUCUGUGGGUGAGCAGAUGGCGACUACUGGACGGCAUAUGUGUUCUGUAUCAGACACUAGAGUUGAUGUGGUCUAUCCGAUGCAAUGUUCUGAAUCAGCACUCCAAAUAACCAAACCGAAUCUAAAGUUGACCAAAAACUUACUUGUAACUCUUUUGAUACUAAUGUUGGAAAGUGGUGCCUGGUCAAAAAAUGGUUGGGAACCACUGUUCUAAUGAGUCAGGCAACCAAUUCAGGCCUGGGCAAACUUCGGCCCACCGGAUGUUUUGGACUUCAACUCCCACAAUUCCUAACAGCCUACUGGCUGGGUUGCUGUGGGUUUUCCAGACUGCAUGGCCAUGUUCCAGAAGCAUUCUCUCCUGAUGUUUCGGCCACAUCUGUGGUGGAAUCCUUAGAGGUUGUAAGGUUGUAAGUGGGGUUUUUAUAUCUGUGGAAGGUCCAGGGUGGAUGCCUGUUGGAACCAAGUGUGAAUGUUGCAAUUAUUCACAUUGAUUAGCAUUGAAAAACCUUGCAGCUUCAAGGACUGGCUGAUUCCUGCCUAGAGGAAUCCUUUGUUGGGAGAUGUUAGCUGGCCCCGAUUGCUUCAUGUCUGGAAUACUUCAUGUCUGGAAGCAUGUGGACAAUUUCAGCAGAAAGGAGAAAACCAUGAAAAUGAACAAAAUCUGGCUAAAAUCAGGACAUUUAAUAAAGAACACCAGUCUGAAAAUGGGAAUCGAGACAUGAAACCAUCAGAGUCAGCUAACACCUCCCAACAAAGGAUUCUCCCAAGCAGGAAUCAGCCAGGUCUUGAAGCUGCAAGGCUUUUCAGUGCUAAUCAAGGUGAUUAAUUGUAGCAUUCACACUUGCCUCCAACAAGCAAAAGUUUUUUUUUCCACCCUGGACCUUCCGCAGAUAUAUAAACAUGUUGUUUUGUAAGUCUGUAGGAAGCUACCUUUCUACUCAGUCAGUCCAUUUGGCCAAGGUAGUUGUUAACUCUGACAGACAGGCAGAGCUCUCCACAAUGGUGAGAGCAAUGUUCCCCUGCUCUUAGGGCAUCCAGUGGUUUUCACACUGACCAUUUAAUGUAGCUUAAGCCAUGGCAGUCAGACAAGGACCUCCCACAAAGUGCACAAAAGAAAGUUUUUUUUUUUGGGAGUGCCUGUGGUUUUGUAUAAUCAUCCUGCAAACCUCAAACUACUCCCAGGACUUCCUCUGUAGUCAUCUGUACAAUUGACACAACUGGUUGGAAACAACAUUGGUCAGUGUAGAUGGCCCUGUUAGCUUGGAAUAUCAGUAUGAAAAGGCAUCGUGUAGCAUCUUGGAGACUAAAUGGAAUAUCUUGGUAGCAGAAGCUGUGGUAGACUUAAAUCUAAAUUUCAGUGUAUCAAAACUCAUGCUACCAACAUCUUCUCUCACCUAGGAUGCAUGAACUCUAAUUAAUGCAGUUUCACACCACUUUAAUAGCUAUGGCUCAUUGCUAUGGAAUGAUGUGAGUUGUAGUUUGGUAGUUUGUAGUAAGGUGACCACACUCUUUGGCACAGAAGGCCCAAGGCCUUGUAAAACUGCAACUCCCAUGUUUGCAUAACACUGAAUCAUGACAGUUAAAGUGGUGUCAAACUGUAUUAAUUCCACUUUAGGUCAUCAGAUGUAUAGAGAGGAGUGCCUAGAUUUAAGUCUACCUAGGUUGAUACUGGAGCCCCAGGUGGCGUAGCGGAUUAAACCAUUGAGCUGCUGAAUUUGCUGACUGAAAGGUCAGUGGUUCGAAUCCGGGGAGUAGGGUGAACUCCUGCUGUUAGCCCCAACUUCUUCCACCCUAGCAGUUCAAAAACAUGCAAAUGUGAGUAGAUCAAUAGGUACUGCUCUAGCAGGAAGAGCACCAACCUCCAGGGUCGGACCCAACUAGACUGAAUGUCAGAGGAAAACCUUUAACUUAGGUUGAUACUACCAACAUCUCUCAUCUUUGAUGUAGAUUUAAUGCAGUUGAACUGCCAUGGCUCAGUGCUAUGAAAUCACGAGAGUUAGACUUCUCUGCCAAAGAGUGCUGAUACUUCAACAAACCGCAACACCCAUGAUUCCAUGGCAUUGAGCCAUGGCCGUUCAAAUGGAGUCAAACUGCAUUCAUUCUACAAUGUAGAUGCACCCUUUGUCUCAAAGGUGCUACCAGAUGCUUUGUGCACAUGCAAAUUGUGAGGCAGCCCUCCAACCCGCCUGCAAUGUCCCUGCACAUGCACAGCCCCCUCCCUGGACUGUCACUCGGCUUGACAAAGUUCAGGUUCUGUUUUCUCUCUUUGUAGGCUGACGGUGGUCUCUUUCCCCAGUCGUGCAUAAAGAGGAUGCGCGAGGCCCUUUCCAGAGAGUAAGGAGCCUCAUGAGGCCCUUUAUUGUGGAAACCUCAAUUGCAGAAUUUGAGGAAAAGGGAGGAGAGAGUUAGGAAAGUGGAUGCCAUAUUCCCUUUGGACUAGCCAGCCAUACACAGCUUCACUGCUUUGGGUGUAGACAAAGGGAGCAUAAGUGGGCAACUAAGUCCUUUGUCUCUUUAAAAUAUAAAUUAUAGCUGUGGUCUAGAUGUAAUGACUGUUAGGACAGGGGCAAAAUAAAGGCAGUGCUCCCCCCACCCAAAAGAACUCUGCUCUGUUAGAUGAGAUUUUGCUUCAUUCUCCAAAUAUCUAGCAUUACAGUUAUUUCAGCUUCAGCUGAGCAUUUUGAAAGACAGGGUCUGGCAAAUUUACCAAGGAAAUGUAACACACAGGAAAUAUGAGUUCUAAGAGUGAACAGUUUGCAAUGUCUCAAUCUCUGUAGCGCUACACACUGGGUGUCUGAAAGACUACUUUAUUUGACCUGCAGAUAGAGAGGCACCUAGCAUAGGGGUGGGGCGGAGGGACAAGUAGAGAGGCCCUGUUCCAUAUCUGUUGUACAGAAACAUUUACCAGAUUGGAACAGCCAGAAGUAGGUAAAGCUUGGACAUGUCAUGUCUAAAGGAUUAAACCCUUGUGCUAUCUGAACUGCUGACCUGAAGGUUGGGUUGCUGACCUGAAGGUUGCCAGUUUGAAUCCAAAGAUGGGGUGAGCUCCUGUCUGUCAGCUCGAGCUUGCGGGGACAUGAGAGAAACCUCCCAGUAACACAUCCGGGCAUCCCCUGGGUAACGUCUUUGUAGACGACCAAUUAUCUCACACAAGAAGCGACUUGCAGUAUGUUCUCAAGUUGCUUCUGACACGGUAAAAAAGUCAUGUCUUUGGAUGGCAUCUCCAAGAAUCCACACAUCAUAUUGACUGGGGGAUUCUGGGAAUUGUAGCCCUAUCCAUUAAAGAUUAACCAGGUUCCUUGGGUAACAGCUUGUGAGGACUCCAGAGGCAAGCAAAGAAAGUAACAGAGAGGUAACCCAAAAAAAGGUUGUUUAAAAAGUAAAUUCUCCAAGUGCUGGAUGUAAGGAAAGUCAUGACCAUUCCAUUCAGUGAUGCUUAUGAUGGAUUUUCCCUUCAGCAUAGGGCAGGAGGUACAUUCAAGAGAGUUUUAAAAAGAAAAGCACCCUCUUCUUCUUUAUGUCUUGCACCAGUAAUCCUGUGUGUAGAAACUCUGUAGAAGUGGCUGCCGGAUGCUUCAUUAUUCUGAGCUGGAGUCCAUCCAAGAGUAAGAGGUUUCAGGGGAAAAUACAUCAGCUAUGCAGUCCUUUCAAGAGGUUGUUGGGGUAGGGUCAAAAAAAGAAUAAAGAGAAAGAAGAGGAUGUACAGUGCUUCCCCUUUUAAGUAUGUGUGGACUCCUAUUCUUACAACUGUCUGAUGGUGCAGACUUUUAAGAGUCACCAUUGGAAAGAACAACUGCAGAAAAAGAACUCGUCAGACCUUCUUUUUUCAAAAACCCAAACUACAGAAAACAGUGUUUUUUUGCUCUGCUGUUACAUUAUGAGAUAAUGAGGCCGAAUAGGUUUCACACUACUCCUCCCCCAUGCAGUGUUUGAUUCCAGGCUGUAAUUACCAGUCGCUUGGCCUUUAAAUCUUAGUAAUGAGAAGCUGCAAAAAGUUCCCAAAAGCACAGACAAAGCAAGGGUUGCUGGUUUUUUCUUUUUUUCUUUAGCGUGAGUGUGGAAGCGCCUUUUAAUUUCAGAGUUACCCAGUAAAAAGUUAAUAAGUUCCAGUUCAAGCAGAUAGGCAGGUGCCUCUUCGCGGUGCAGCAGUAUUAAUGCGGUGGAUGCAAAUAUGACACUGCGGGAGAAGCGUCCUGCCAGACGUCCACAAAUAUGGCUCUGCAGGCAAAGAGAGGCACUUCUAAGCAUUCCUGAGGUCCAUUAGGAGUUUCCUCCCCUUCAGUGAGUUCUGGAGCAGUUCAGAGUCUGCUCGAGGAUCUGAUUUCAUUGUGUUGCAAAAUGGCUGGGGAGCUGAAGGGGAGAGUAUGUGUGAAAAAAAAAUUAAAUAGAUGAGUAUAAAUAAAUAAUAUAAAAUGCUAAAAAAGGAAAGUUUUGGCCAGGAGCAAUAUGUUUUUUAAUGCACACUUUGGUUUGGAUGCACUGUUGUUCCUUUGGAAGAUGUAAAUAUUUCUUUAUUUAAACAGACUGCAAAGUGCAAAAAAAAAAAAUGGAGGUGAACAAUGUGCAUUUCCUUCCCCAUCCCGUGUCCAGAACAUUAUAUGCACUCGAAUGUCUAAUAUUUUUCUAAAAAUUUAUAUUUGAGCUGUACAGAGUUAAGCAUUAAUCAAGUAUUUCCUUUGUAUGUCUGCAAUGUUAUCAAUAUUUUUUCCUUUUGAAAAUGUUAUUGCAGGAUUUAAAAUUCUGUGCUAAUAAUGGAGAACCUUUCUUCUUCUUCUGUUGUCUACCUCACCACCUUGGCAAGGGCAAAAUCCGCAAAGAAGAUCUGCCUCCCAUAUUCUUGCACAGUUCUUCCUCAUGUCAAUGACACUUGAGCAGGAGGAUCUUUCAGCUGUGUUGUUUUUAACUCUAACAGGAUACUCCUGUACACAUUUACUUGGGAGUAAGCCCUGCUGAACACAUACAAAUAGGAUUGCACUGUAACACUCUUUGAGGUAAAUUGAUAUCUAGAACUUUUUUUACAGUAUACUUUUACCGGAUCGUACUAAAAAUGAUGACUGUAUUAUUAAACUCUUUCCCUCCAAAGUCAUUUGCUAUUUUUUUGUUCUAUUCUGAUUAAAUAGUAUCACAUUCUUUUAUCUUAA
Anolis carolinensis (green anole) is the source of this 7230-nucleotide messenger RNA. It is a transcript of the gene gdf6, whose product is annotated as growth differentiation factor 6. Gene Ontology annotation, molecular function: growth factor activity; cytokine activity. Gene Ontology annotation, cellular component: extracellular region. The coding region runs from base 281 to 1459 and encodes 392 amino acids. Gene Ontology annotation, biological process: BMP signaling pathway. The record is from RefSeq and is a predicted model, not a curated record. The transcript has 2 exons. Lineage: Eukaryota; Metazoa; Chordata; Lepidosauria; Squamata; Anolidae.